AUGAUAGUCCAGCGGAUAUCAAGAACAUGGAGCGUCUACACACUUACCUUCCUCAACAUCCUCACAUCCCAUCUCUCCCAAUCAAGUCCAAUAUCAGAGCCAUCGAAUAACACCCCAAACCACUCAACCCCCCGCGUCGACAUCCCCCCUUCAUUCUUCUACACCAACUCCGAAAUGAUCAUAACCUGCCAACCCAUCACAGAAAUAACCAGCGGCCGAUGGCCGCAACGACAAACCGCAAACAUCUAUCCUAUCUGGAUGACCGACUGGGCGAGUCUUACGCCCGCAGAACUGGAGUUACAAACGGGUGCUAUUCGACGGGUACAGGCGAAAUGUAAACGGGGGUGUAGAUGUUCCGAUGAAGGGGAGAUGGAAGAGAACCCUGCUGUGGGGACGGGGAAGGCACCGCAUUUGAAGCCGUUGUGUUCUGAGAAGGUUUUUUUUGCGGAGAAGUGUGCUUCGCUUUGGGGCUGCAUCUGCACAGCAACUUUAGACCAACCGCAACCUUCCAUCACGGGCGCAUCAAGAGAAGACUAUCAAAGAGCGCUAGAUAGAAUACCGACUACGAUCCAAGGUUUCAACAUGGGUUACCAGUGGCGUGAAGCACCUGAUGGUGGUCAUAUGGGGUUUACCCCCCUAGAUUUUGGUAUAGAUAUUGCUAUGGAGAAUAACGACGAUAAUAACAACAAUAAUAAUAACAACAAUGGUAAUGGUAAUAACGACGGCGGGCCUCCACUUUUUGGACCCGGCAAACCUGGUGAAGGUGGAGAGGGAGGAGCCGGGUGGGAUUGGGAUGAUGUUGGGGAGUUGCCGCCUGUUGAAAAUAUAUUUGGGGCUGGGGGUUUGGAUUUUAUGAAGGAUUUGUGGAAGUUUGGGGGUCCUGGUGGGGGUCCUGGUGGGUUUGGAUCGGGUGGUGGGGUUGUAAAGCGGGGGGUUAGUCUCCCGCAGGGCGGCGGUGAGGAUGAUGGUGUUAUGGCUCAUACUAAUGGAGUUCGAAGGGGGGAUCUGUUGGUUAAAUAA
Orbilia oligospora ATCC 24927 is the source of this 1020-nucleotide messenger RNA. RefSeq lists its product as uncharacterized. The record is from RefSeq and is a predicted model, not a curated record. NCBI's taxonomy places the organism in Eukaryota, Fungi, Ascomycota, Orbiliomycetes, Orbiliales, Orbiliaceae. Bases 1 to 1020 code for a protein of 339 amino acids. The transcript has 2 exons.